GCCUGUAAUGGGUUGUGUGGAGGGCGCUGGGCAGGGCGGCAGAGCCGGUGGAUGUUCGUUGGAAGGGAUUGGAGCUGUUAUUAAUUUCAUAUCAUUCAUCCACUCACUGUCGAUUAGGGUGCUUGUACUUUGUCGAUCACUGCCGAAUCGAUCAACAAUUACCACACGUCUUAACGUAAUCGAAGACUUAAGUAUUUAGUUUUAAAGUGCAGUACGUAUGGCAUAGUGGAUGGUGGCAUAAUGAGUGGGGAGCCUGAUGCGCUAUCAGUUGUAAACCAGCUGCAAGAUUUAGCAUCUGACCCGUUGAACAGGCGAGCGAUUGUGCAGGAUCAGGGAUGUCUGCCUGGGUUGAUCCUAUUCUUGGAUCACUCAAAUCCACAAGUUGUUUAUUCUGCACUAUUGGCUCUUCGUUACCUGGCUGAAUGUCGAUCCAACAGAGAGAAAAUGAGAAGCGAAUUAGGCAUGAUGUUGAGUUUACAAAAUGUGAUCCAAAAGACGACAACGCCUGGUGAAACUAAGAAUUUAGCAAAUGAAGUCUAUGAAAUAUUGCAGUCUUCAAGCUAUGAAGAAUCUGAUUACACAAAUGAUUAUAAUUCUCACAGGCGCAAGCCUCAGUUUUUUCUGGGAAGUACAAACAAACGUGCAAAAACAGUAACCUUACAAAUAGAUGGCUUGGAUGAUUCGUCAAGAAGAAACAUCUGUGAAGAAGCAUUGUUGAAAAUCAAAGGUGUUAUUAGUUUCACUUUCCAGAUGACUGUGAAAAGAUGUAUUGUACGGAUCCGAUCUGACCUGAAAGCAGAGGCAUUGGCAUCUGCUAUUGCAGCAACCAAAAUUUUGAAAGCACAACAAGUGAUCAAAAAUGAGAGUGGAGAGGAGAUGCUGGUUCCAUUCCAUGGUACCCCUGUUGAAGUGGAGGAAAACACAGAUUUACCUGACUACUUACCUGAGGAUGAGAGUCCAGCAAAGGAUAGUGAUAAUGCUGUUUCCCGUGUGGGGAGUAAACAAGAAGUUGGUGGUGGUUGGUUCAGUACAGCAGCAAACUUUUUAUCGCGUUCAUUUUACUGGUGACAGGUGGGAUCUGCAUCAGAGUUAGGUACUUGUAGGAUUGUGGAAACAGUUUCCCAUUGUUGUGAUGAAUUGCCAAGUGCAAUUUAUACUAAUGCAGACGCUGCAGUUUAUAGAGGCUUUAUGUAUAUUUCAUCUUCAUUUAAACAAGAAAUUACAUUAUCAGCAGUAGAGGAGAUCCCGUCUGCCUUUAUCAGUGAAUUGCCUCACAAUCAUGUUUGUAUUUUUUUUUUUACUGGGGCACAUCUGUACCAAAUAACAUCAAAACUGAAGCUUGAGUGCCCAGAAUUUGGACAGUUUCUUCUGCAGAGUCCUACGUUGGGUCUCAUAUUCAAUUCUUAAUUUUUGAAUACUGUACAGAAGACCUCUUUAUGUUAAUGUGCCGUGCAUGGAUUUCUUUUGAAUGUUACACAUUUCACUGGCAUUUAUAAAUAUUUACAGUUCGUUCAAGAUCUAAAAUAUUACAUAUGCCUUACUUUUGGUUCAGUUUUGAAAGCCUUCAUAAUGUAGGCCUUUUCUACUUGAAUAACUAAAUACAGCAUGUUCAUUGGUGCAUUUUGUCCUUGUAACUUAUUAAUUUUCAACCAUUUCCGUGUAAAGUAGCACACUGCUCGAUGUAACUGACUUCUUGCCUUUUAAUACAGUUUUUCAACCCAAAGUAAUAUGUUAAAGCUCGUUAACUGCACUUUGUUGCAUUGUAAGAUGAAAAUGUAUUCAAUUUUACUUUGCCAGAUAUAUAAAAAAAACUAUAAUUUGAUAUUUGAACGUUUUAAAGUGAAAGGUUUGUAUAGUGUUGAAGUCUGUUACAACUUUAUUCAUGUAAUUAACAUAUAGUUUGGUAGAAUCUUAUCCCAUAAAUGGAUAUCAAUUUAAUAAUUUCCAUUAAACAUCAGAAUACAGUUACUAAAUUUUUAAAUAUUUUCUUUAUAAAAUGCCAGAUUUGCACUUUAAUGGAUUUUAGAAUAUGCUAUUAAUCUUGAAUUCUUAAAGAUAUUGAAGAUGCUGUUAGUGCAUUGUUAUCAUGCUUAAAAAGCCAGAAGGUUGUGAUUAAAUCUCACUUCAGAAACUUGGGUGGAGAAAAUUACGCUUCUGCUUGGUGCUUUAUGCAGUACUAGGGAGACCUGUACUGCAAAAGAUGCUGAUUUUUUUCAGAUGAGCAUCAACUGAGGGCUCAUUUGUUCCCUUCAGGUAAAAGUGCAAGGUCAUACUUCACUGUUUUGAAAGAGAGCAGUGGAGUUACCCCUGAUGCCCUGCACAACAGAUAACCUUGCUAUCACUUAAAAUCAUUAUUAUUCUGCUUUUUUGGGAGUUUUCUGGGAAUAAACUACAGCUGUGUUUCCUGUAACAAUGACUUUGUUUCAGAAGUGCUUUCUUGGUUUUAAAACCAAACCUAGGCUGUGAAAUGCAAGUCUUUAUUUCUUUAAACUGGCAUUUUGAAGUGAAUCACUUGGUUGGGCACAGUAGGUAUCAAAAUGAUCUAUUAUGAAAGGGAAUCAUACACUAAAUCACAAUUUUGAAAUAUUGUAUUCGUAUUGUUGCAGCAAAGAAAAUAAAUCCAGUUUUACUGUUAUGGCUGCAUUUAUAAAAAAUAUUUUAAAUUGGUCAAUCUUUUUGAGGUCUAUGUAAACCAUUUGUUUAGCAUGGUUUGAA
Molecule: messenger RNA, 2715 nt
Organism: Mobula hypostoma (lesser devil ray)
Lineage: Eukaryota; Metazoa; Chordata; Chondrichthyes; Myliobatiformes; Myliobatidae
Gene: armc1
Product: armadillo repeat containing 1
Exons: 7
Coding region: 241-1068 (275 amino acids)
Molecular function (GO): protein binding; metal ion binding
Source: RefSeq, a predicted model, not a curated record